AUGAAUUAAACCGCUACCUCACACGUGCGACUAAUAAUAGUACCGGUAGUAAAUGUUUCUCUGCGUAUAAACACACACACACUUGUAAGUGCUUUCGGUUCUGAUUACUGACAUGGCCGGUAUAUCAUAACGUGACGUGGGUAGAACACGAAGUACCAUGCAGGCUAGCUCAAUCGUGGCGUCGGUGGCAAUCAGUUGUUUUCUCAGCACUGUUGUAGAUUUUUUCAAAGACAAUUCCAAUAAUGUCCAAAUAAUGUCCGAGACAAAUCGCAGCGAACUUCAUGACAUUGCAUCCCGUGUAUUGAGCCACGAGAGGUGGAUACACGAGAUUUUACAGGGAAACAUUACAUCAUUAGAAACGGAGCUCACGAAAACUAAGGACGCAGCUAUGGGAGAGUGCCAAAAGGUCACGGAAUAUCUGCAGACGAACAAAACAGAGGUACUAGCGCUGCAAGAGAGGCAAGGGGAACACCAUCAACUUAUAGUAGAUCAAAAAAUCAGACUUAAUGGGAAGGACAAAGCUCUUGCAGACUUGGAAAAGAAAGUGGACGAUAUGCAAAGUGAACUCUUGCAGUACAGAGAAGCAGGGAGUGGGCGGAUAGAUACUGCCGAAACAUCCACAUCACUAGAACAACUUAUUCAACAGUCACAAGCAUAUCUUCCAAUCAGUGUCAUUUUGUUGGCUGUCGGGGAAGUGGUGUUGUUCCUGAUUUUAAUCGUGUCCAGAAGGGUGGCUGAAACAGUGCCGAGUGAGAGCAGUGUAAAACCCGAUACCCAGAAAAACAGUCGUGGCAAACGACCGAGGAAAAAACACUGACAAUGGCUAAAUAUUUACCUAUACUCUUAAUUUGAUGUAGAUGACAGCUACCGAUUUGUAUGUCUAUUAAAAGCAAUAUGUCUUUGUAAAAAAAAAAAAAAAAAAAAAACAACAAUCGAA
Messenger RNA from Ostrea edulis (European flat oyster), 937 nucleotides. RefSeq lists its product as uncharacterized. The record is from RefSeq and is a predicted model, not a curated record. NCBI's taxonomy places the organism in Eukaryota, Metazoa, Mollusca, Bivalvia, Ostreida, Ostreidae. Bases 158 to 817 code for a protein of 219 amino acids. The transcript has 4 exons.